GGCGCGCGGUCGCUGGAAGAUGACGUAGCCGGGGGCGUCAGGCUCUGUGUUGGUUGGAGGGAGCAUGUGGGUCUGCGGUACCGUGUGGCGGGUGCGAACCCGCGCCCGGCAGUGGCGGGGGCUGCUCCCAGCUUCAGGCUGUCACGGACCUGCCGCCUCCUCCUACUCCGCAUCCGCCGAGCCUGCCCGGGUCCGGGCGCUUGUCUAUGGGCACCACGGGGAUCCAGCCAAGGUCGUCGAACUCAAGAACCUGGAGCUAGCUGCUGUGGGAGGAUCAGAUGUCCGUGUGAAGAUGCUGGCGGCCCCUAUCAAUCCAUCUGACAUAAAUAUGAUCCAAGGAAACUACGGACUCCUUCCCGAACUGCCUGCUGUUGGAGGGAAUGAAGGUGUUGCACAGGUCAUAGCGGUGGGCAGCAAUGUGACCGGGCUGAAGCCAGGAGACUGGGUGAUUCCAGCAAAUGCUGGUUUAGGAACCUGGCGGACCGAGGCUGUGUUCAGCGAGAAAGCACUGAUCCAAGUUCCGAGUGACAUCCCUCUUCAGAGCGCUGCCACCAUGGGUGUCAAUCCCUGCACAGCCUACAGGAUGCUGAUGGACUUCGAGCAACUGCAGCCAGGGGAUUCUGUCAUCCAGAAUGCAUCCAACAGCGGAGUGGGGCAAGCGGUCAUCCAGAUCGCCGCAGCCCUGGGCCUAAGAACCAUCAAUGUGGUCCGAGACAGACCUGAUAUCCAGAAGCUGAGUGACAGACUGAAGAGCCUGGGGGCUGAGCGUGUCAUCACCGAAGAGGAGCUAAGAAGGCCCGAAAUGAAAAACUUCUUUAAGGAGAUGCCCCAGCCACGGCUUGCUCUCAACUGUGUUGGUGGGAAAAGCUCCACAGAGCUGCUGCGGCAGUUAGCGCGUGGAGGAACCAUGGUAACCUAUGGGGGGAUGGCCAAGCAGCCCGUCAUAGCCUCUGUGAGCCUGCUCAUUUUUAAGGAUCUCAAACUUCGGGGCUUUUGGUUGUCCCAGUGGAAGAAGGACCACAGUCCAGACCAGUUCAAGGAGCUGAUCCUCACACUGUGCGAUCUCAUCCGCCGAGGCCAGCUCACAGCCCCAGCCUGCUCCCAGGUCCCGCUGCAGGACUACCAGUCUGCCUUGGAAGCCUCCAUGAAGCCCUUCAUAUCUUCAAAGCAGAUUCUCACCAUGUGAUCAUCCCAAAAGAGCUGGAGUGACAUGGGAGGGGAGGCAGAUCUGAGGGGCUGGGUGCAGUCCUCUCAGUUGGGGCUUCCACCUUCCCCAGACUACUGCUCUCCUCAGUGCCUCUUCCUAUUAGGAGGAUGGUGAAGCCAGCCAUGGUUUUCCCCAGGGCUAGCCUUAAGGUAUCUAAUAAAGUCUGAAGUCUCCCUUCCAAAAA
Molecule: messenger RNA, 1391 nt
Organism: Pongo pygmaeus (Bornean orangutan)
Lineage: Eukaryota; Metazoa; Chordata; Mammalia; Primates; Hominidae
Gene: MECR
Product: mitochondrial trans-2-enoyl-CoA reductase
Exons: 10
Coding region: 65-1186 (373 amino acids)
Biological process (GO): fatty acid metabolic process
Cellular component (GO): mitochondrion
Molecular function (GO): oxidoreductase activity
Source: RefSeq, a predicted model, not a curated record